AUGGCUUCGUGUAGCUACUUCUUGCUCUUGUUCAUCCAUAUUUGCUUGUUGUUGGGCUUGUCCUUUUCUGAAGAUCCAUCUGUUAGCUAUGAAUUUGCUGUCUCCUAUAUUACUGCUUCUCCUCUCGGUGUUCCACAGCAGGUUAUUGCUAUAAAUGGGAAGUUUCCAGGUCCCACAAUUAAUGUGACCACUAACAACUAUGUUGUUGUUAAUAUGAGGAACAAAUUAGAUGAAGAUCUCCUUAUGCAUUGGUCUGGUAUACAACAGAGGAGGAGUUCUUGGCAAGAUGGGGUUCUAGGAACAAAUUGCCCUAUCCCUCCAAAGUGGAAUUGGACUUAUGAAUUUCAGGUUAAGGACCAGAUUGGGAGCUUCUUUUACUUCCCUUCACUCAAUUUUCAGAGGGCUUCGGGCGGGUUUGGCACAUUUAUUAUUAAUAACAGAGCUAUUAUUCCGAUUCCUUUUGACACCCCUUAUGGGGAUAUCACAAUUGUGAUUGGUGACUGGUACACCCAAAAUCACACGGCUUUGAGGAGAACCCUUAAUUCCGGGAAAGAUCUGGGAAUGCCAGAUGGUGUACUAAUUAACGGAAAAGGACCUUAUAGAUACAACGAUACUCUUGUUCCUGAUGGGAUUGAUUAUGAAACAAUUACAGUCCACCCAGGCAAAACUUACCGGAUUCGUGUUAGCAAUGUUGGAAUAUCAACUAGUUUGAACUUCAGAAUUCAGAACCAUAACCUGCUUUUAGCAGAAACUGAGGGUUCGUAUACAGUACAGCAGAAUUAUACCAGCUUAGAUAUUCAUGUUGGUCAAUCAUACUCGUUUUUAGUAACCAUGGAUCAAAAUGCAAGCAGUGAUUACUACAUUGUUGCAAGUGCCAGGUUUGUGAAUGAAACAGUGUGGCAAAGAGUCACUGGUGUUGGUAUCUUGCAUUAUACUAACUCAAAAGGGAAGGCAUCUGGUCCUCUUCCCGACCCACCACAAGACCAAUAUGACAAAACCUUCUCGAUGAACCAGGCGAGAUCAAUCAGGUGGAACGUGUCUGCCAGUGGUGCUCGACCAAACCCUCAAGGUUCUUUUAGAUAUGGUUCGAUUAAUGUGACUCAGGUGUAUGUGCUCAAAAACAAGCCGCCGGUAAUGAUUGAUGGGAAAAGGCGGACUACUCUUAGCGGGAUCUCCUUUGUCAACCCCUCUACCCCAAUCCGGCUUGCUGACCAAUCCAAAGUUAAGGGUGUGUACAAGCUUGAUUUUCCCACCAGGCCACUUACUGGUCCACCUCGGAUGGAAACAUCUGUUAUAAAUGGUACUUAUAGGGGAUUUAUGGAAGUGAUAUUGCAGAACAAUGAUACUAAAGUAUAUACAUAUCACAUGAAUGGAUAUGCAUUUUUUGUGGUGGGAAUGGAUUAUGGUGAGUGGACGGAUAAUAGCAGGGGCACGUACAACAAGUGGGAUGGAAUUGCUCGCACUACAGCACAGGUUUACCCUGGUGCAUGGACGGCAAUCUUGAUCUCACUAGACAAUGUCGGAGUUUGGAACAUCAGGACCGAGAACCUCGACUCAUGGUACCUAGGCCAAGAAACCUACAUCAGAGUUGUCAAUCCAGAGCCCAAUAACAAAACCGAGUUUCCAAUGCCAGAUAAUGCCUUAUUCUGCGGUGCACUUCACAGAUUGCAAAAGCCGCAAGAUAUAUCUUUUGCAACUCCAACUGGGGGCAAUGGAUCAAAAAUGUUACUCGAUAGCAGGACAUUUAAGCACACCGCAUUAGGUUUGGCUGUACUGGCAAGGAUUCUUUCCCCUUCUGGACCAAGAUGGCCAGCCUGUGAUGAUGGUUCUUUUCAGAUUUUCACGUGGCUGGUUGGGAAUGCUUUAUGA
Molecule: messenger RNA, 1869 nt
Organism: Fraxinus pennsylvanica
Lineage: Eukaryota; Viridiplantae; Streptophyta; Magnoliopsida; Lamiales; Oleaceae
Source: the annotation of a GenBank genome assembly